AUGAAGCCGCCCGCCGCGCAGAGCAGCCCCGCGGCCGCCGCGGCGGCAGCCCCGGCCUUGGACUCGGCGGCCGCCGGGGACCUGACGGAUGCGCUGUGCGAGUUUGACGCGGUGCUGGCCGACUUCGCGUCGCCCUUCCACGAGCGCCACUUCCACUAUGAGGAGCACCUGGAGCGCAUGAAGCGGCGGAGCAGCGCCAGCGUGAGCGACAGCAGCGGCUUCAGCGACUCCGAGAGUGCAGAUUCGCUCUAUAGGAACAGCUUCAGCUUCAGUGAUGAAAAACUGAAUUCUCCAACAGACUCCGCUCCGGCUCUGCUCUCCCCAGCUGGCAGUCCUCGGAAAGCCAAACUAGGAGACACGAAAGAGCUAGAAGACUUUAUUGCUGAUCUGGACAGAACACUAGCAAGCAUGUGAAACCAGGAGAAGUUCUGGGUCCUUCCAUCAUAAGGAGAAGCUUUGGAAAGCUCAGGACCUGGUAAAAUCAGCGACGGAAUUUGCAGCCAGAGCAGAGAUGAGCGCUCAACUACCCCCGGGCCGCGCUCCGGCUCGUCCUAACACCAGCCUUUAAGAUCAUCUCUGGGCAAUUUAGACAGUGACACUGACUUGGUUUACCAGCUUGCAGCGUAUUAGAACGGAUGAUCCAUGCUAAUAUUCUGUUUUCUCUCGGAACUUAGCUUUCCCGUAAUUUAAAGUGCUUUUAUGAACAUAUUUGUAAUUAAUUAUAUAUAGUUGGAAACAGUCAUAUGCUUUUCCCCGUAUAAUAUAUUUUUGUAUGCAAAUAAAAUUUGAACUAGAGUCUGUAUUUUUGUAAA
Messenger RNA from Enhydra lutris kenyoni (northern sea otter), 812 nucleotides. RefSeq names its product regulator of cell cycle. Gene Ontology annotation, biological process: regulation of cell cycle. The coding region runs from base 1 to 414 and encodes 137 amino acids. The record is from RefSeq and is a predicted model, not a curated record. Gene Ontology annotation, molecular function: protein kinase binding; protein kinase activator activity. The transcript has 5 exons. Lineage: Eukaryota; Metazoa; Chordata; Mammalia; Carnivora; Mustelidae. Gene Ontology annotation, cellular component: cytoplasm.